This is a messenger RNA of Formica exsecta, 3237 nucleotides long. Its product is annotated as digestive organ expansion factor homolog. Gene Ontology annotation, molecular function: rRNA binding; U3 snoRNA binding. Gene Ontology annotation, biological process: maturation of SSU-rRNA from tricistronic rRNA transcript (SSU-rRNA, 5.8S rRNA, LSU-rRNA). The transcript has 2 exons. The record is from RefSeq and is a predicted model, not a curated record. Lineage: Eukaryota; Metazoa; Arthropoda; Insecta; Hymenoptera; Formicidae. Gene Ontology annotation, cellular component: small-subunit processome; nucleolus. Bases 761 to 3103 code for a protein of 780 amino acids.
GAAAAGCCAUAUUAUUUAAAUCAAAUUUUCUUGGAAAUGGCUGAGCAUUGCGCCCUUCCUUUGCUCAAGUAUUCUUCUAAUAGAGUACUACACUAUAUAAAAGAUAUAUAAAAGAUAUAUACUAUAUAUAUGUUAUAUGUUAGCUACAAGUUACCAGCAUGUUACCCACAUGUCAGAAUUUUUAUGCAGCGCCUCACGUUGCAAAUCGAUGAACUAUGAGGCGUGAAAAGUGACGUUUUGACAGCCCAAAUUAUUGUUGCGUACCAUUUCGUAAUUAUUCGUUUUAUGCUGGUUUUGUGAUGUGUAACGUAUUCGUGAAACUUAUAAAAUUGUCCGAAAACUAAGCUUAGCAAGAAAAGUAUUAUGUAAAAAGAACAUUUUCCACUUCUUUCGACAGCUGUCAAACUACAUGUUUUCCCGUAUUACUAGGCUUACUUUGACACUCAUUUUACGGUUAUUUAUUAAUUGUCAAAGGAAAAGCUUAGUUUUCGGACAAUUUUACGAGUAUACUAAAGCGAUCUGUAGUCUUGUUUCUUUAAAAUAUCUUUUUAUUUAAAAAUGGCACGCAAGAAUUCUCAGCGUGUCAUUUCUCGCUUCUGACGUCAUCAUUCCAAUAUGGCCGCGGCGACUACUCAGGAGCCUUAAAUAACUAAAAAUUAGAGGUUAGGAUAGAUUAAUUGAUUACUGCAUCAAUUCUUAUUGUGCACGACGUUACUGGUUGGACAAAGAUUAACGAUUAAACCAGGAAUAUAUCGCUUUAAUGGCACCAGGAAAACGGUUAUUUCGCAAUAAGAAAAGAAGAUUUGACGAACACAAAAGUCGGCCAAAACCAAAGAAAGGCAAAUUUGAAUACAGAAAAGCCUCUUAUGUCAAAGAGCGUGAAGCAAAAAAUGAGGAGAUUGAGGCUCGCAGGCAAAUAGUGGAAGAAGAAAAGGCACGUCAGCGACUUCAGGAAACUGAUAGUUCCGAAGAAGAAGAAAUUGAUCCUGAGUUGCUUUUUAUGUCCCGAUUUCCUGGCUAUGAAAAUUUACUAGAGAAAUUAAAGAAAUCAGUUGUGACCAGUUCAGAUAGCGAAAAUGAAAAAUGCACUAAACAGAAUAAAAACGAAAAGGACAAAGAAAGAAAGAAGAAAAAAAGGAAGGAAAAGAAUAUAAUUGAAAAGAAAAAAGUUGAUGAAGAAAAGAAUGAAGAAUCAGAAACUGAUGAAGAAUCUUAUGAUCAUAGUAAGAAUAAAGAGAUUACAGAUGACAUGAAGGAGGACGAUUACGAAGAUGCUGAGACUGCUCAAGAAGAUGCUGGUCAUUUAAGGGAUCCAUUCUCUUUACAUCUGCGCAAUGACAUGGAUGAUGAACUAUAUAAAGUAGUCUCGGUAACGCCACAGAUUACAGAGUUUACAACAUUGGAGUGGCCCACACUUGGAAAUUUAAUAUGUCAGAUUCCAAAACCUGUUGUUGUUUCGAAAGACAAGACAAUAAAAGUCAAAAAGCUUUUAGACGAUGAAGAGAAACAAUAUGCUAAUUAUGGUAAAGUUCCAAGUUUAAUAGAAAACAUUGAUUGGAAUAAAUUGCAUAUAAAAUCACAAAUUCAGAAUAAUUUAAUCAAAGCUAAUUAUCAUAAUAUAAAGGAUAAUUUGGAAAAAGAUUCUGUACCUUUAACUCCUCUUCAAAGGGAAUUAUUCUCAGUGAUAAAUAAUUACCAAGAUUUAUAUUAUCCUGAAAGAACAUUUUCAAAUGCUGAUCAGGUACGAUUUGUUUAUUGUUUGCAUGUAAUUAAUCAUGUGCUGAAAACUCGAACAAAAAUAUUGCAUCAUAAUGCAAAAUUAGCCAAGUCUAAUUGUAGUGGAAUGGGAGAAAUUCCAGAUGAAUACAGGGAUCAAGGUUUAGUGAGGCCCAAAGUGCUUAUAAUAGUGCCAUUUAAGCAUUCUUGCUUCAAAAUAGUCGAAAUGUUUAUCUCGAUUUUAUUUGGAGAGGAUAAAGGUGGCUCUGUCAUCAAUAAGUUGCGAUUUAUGGAAGAUUUUACUGGGAACGAAUUAGUGAUACCUAAGAAGAAUCCUAAACCAAAAGAUUAUGAAUUGACUCUACAAGGAAACGUUGAUGAUAAGUUCAAGAUAGGUAUGGCCAUCACCAAGAAGACUCUCAAAUUAUACACAAAUUUCUAUUCCUCCGAUAUUAUAAUUGGCUCACCGUUGGGUCUCAGAAGGGUUAUAGGUGCAGAAGGAGAAACAGUAAGAGACUUUGAUUUUCUCUCAUCCAUAGAAUUGCUAAUCAUGGACCAGAUUGACGUCGUUCUUAUGCAGAAUUGGGAUCAUCUUUACCAAGUGUUGGAUUAUCUGCAUCUGCAACCUAAAAAAUCUCACGACAUUGAUUACUCUCGCCUCAGAAGUUGGUGUGUAAAUGGCUGGACCAAAUAUUACAGACAGACGUUGAUCUUUUCCAGUAUCGAGCUGCCGCAUGUAAACACGCUACUGAUAAGGAAAUGCUUCAAUUACGCAGGCAAAGUGAAGGUGACGAAUCGAAUUGAACCGGGUUCGAUUCACAAAGUGACUGUCAAAAUUCCGCAGGUAUUCUACAGAUUCGAGGCAUCCGAUCUUCUUCAAGCUAUCGACAGCAGGUUGGAAUUUUUUUUGAAAGAGGUGCUGCCGCGAUACAUGGAUCCCAUAUAUAAUCACACAUUGAUCUACAUUCCAUCUUAUUUCGAUUUCAUAUAUGUGCGGAAUCGCAUGAUGAAAGAGAAAUUGAGUUUUGCGCAAAUCUGCGAGUAUACUGAGGACCGGAAAGUCGCCCGGGCAAGGGACAUGUUCUUUCAUAGUGACGCGCACUUUCUACUUUACACAGAACGUUGGCACUUUUGGCGGAGAACGAGGAUAAAGGGUAUUCGUCACCUUAUAUUUUAUCAAUUGCCCACUUAUCCGCACUUUUAUAGCGAAAUGUGUAAUCUAAUGGACAGAUUGUAUCAGAAUCCGCGCGCUGGCACAGAGUUCAAUAUGACGGUGACCAUUAUUUAUAACAAAUUCGAUGCCAUAUCGCUUGCUCAAAUUGUAGGCCAGAAUAGAGCUUCCGAAAUGAUAACAUCUGAAUCUAAAGUACAUACCAUAAAAUGCUGAAGUUUUUUCUACGUUCAUGUAAAUAUGACGUAAUAACUACAAAUAAUUGCCUAUUUAGUUGCAUUGAAACAAUGUUAAUUUUAUAUAGCUAAGCUAACGUUGUAAAUAAAGCUAAAUAAUAUGUCAAUGUGAAA